GUAUAGUGCAGUGGACACCAAUCCAUUAUCUGUAUAUGUUAUGCAUCCAUUCUGGAACUCUGUAGUUAAGAUUUUACCGACAUGGCUGGCACCAAAUCUAUUGACGUUCUCUGGUUUCAUGCUACUUGUGCUUAACUUUUUUAUGUUGGCCUAUUUUGACUAUGAUUUUUAUGCUUCAGGUUCAGGUUAUACACAUGUUCCAAGUUGGGUAUGGAUUGCUGCUGGUCUCCUGAAUUUCACGGCAUACACGUUAGAUGGAGUUGAUGGGAAGCAAGCUCGACGGACUAGCUCCAGCACUCCACUUGGAGAACUCUUUGACCAUGGUUUGGACAGCUGGGCCUGUAUAUUUUUUGUAGUCACUGUCUAUUCCAUCUUCGGACGUGGGGAGGCGGGUGUCAGUGUCCUUACGCUCUUCUUCAUUCUGUGGGUAGUAUUAUUUUCCUUUAUACUUUCCCACUGGGAGAAGUACAACACAGGGAUUCUUUUCCUUCCAUGGGGAUAUGACCUCAGUCAAGUGACUAUUUCAAUUGUGUACAUCGUUACUGCUAUAGUUGGUGUUGAAGCUUGGUAUGGACCAGUCUUCCUUAAUUUACAAUACAGAGAUCUCUUCAGUGUUAUGAUUCUGGGUUGUGCCUUUAUUGUCACGUUUCCUGUGAGUUUGUACAAUGUUUUCAAAGCAUAUAGGUCUAACACCCUGAAGCACCACUCCUUUUAUGAAGCAAUGCUGCCAUUCGUUUCACCAGUAUUGCUUUUCAGUCUUUGCACACUCUGGGUCUGUAGAUCACCAUAUGAUAUUAUGGAGAAACAUCCAAGAAUAGUAUACUUUUUGGUUGGCACAGCCUUUUCUAAUCUCACGUGUAAGCUCAUAGUUUGUCAGAUGAGUAAUACUCGCUGUCAGCCCCUCAGCUGGUUUCUCCUGCCAUUGGUUGUAGGUGUGAUUUUUGUAAUCUCUGGUAUCUUGCAAGACAAAGAAUAUCCUCUUCUCAUUAUUUUGACUACAGUAAUAACUCUUGCACAUAUUCACUAUGGAGUAUGUGUGGUGAAUCAACUGAGCAAACAUUUUAACAUUUACGUAUUCUCAUUGAAAAAACCAAACAUUGAAUGACUAGAGGAGGAACAGAAAAUUGGCUUGCAGGCUUCUGAAGUAUUGUAAAGAAUAGCAACAGAAGAGCCUGUGAAUGCUUCAACCAUCACUGCAAACUGUGCCCCCCACCACCAACAGUAGAAAACAGGAGAUUUAGAUGGUCCCUCCUAAGUAUUAAGAUAUUGUUUAAUGAAGAGGUACUGAUAAAAUGAAUAACUUAAUUAUGUAAAUAGACAAUAACUGUACACAAAGGUUGUGUGCAAUUGGCUGGCACUGUUUUUUUUUGACGUGACGCUCCCUUUCAUUCAAGUUCUAUUGUACUAUCGGACUCUUUGAUUAAAAUAGAUGGUAACUUGUAUCCAAGACAAUGGAUGAAGAAACAUUUCGUUGGACUUCCACUCUUUUUAAAUUCAGAACCUAGUCCUUGGGUAAUGUGAUUAUACUUUUGUUUUUUUCUGCAUUGUCCGCAUUUUUUUUUCAACUUGUCCUGAAACAUAAUUCCAUCUUUCCUAGUAUACUGGAGAUUGUGUUCUCUUGCCUAUAGUCUGAGUAAAAUGGCCAAUUUUGGAAAUUGCACAUUUUUACAAAGAUGGAAUAGUAAUGGAGUCUUGAGUAUGAGUUUGCCACAGCUCAUGUUUAAACCUCUUUUCUGAGAAAGUUAUAGCUUUUGCAAAAGAAAUUGGAUGGAAAUAUUAAAAAUGAAGUUCAUUAUCCAAAACCAAUCAAAGUCUUAAAUAGAUGUUCUCAGUUCUUCUGUUUCAGUUUUUUUUGUGUGGUGGUGAAUGCAUGCCGAUUUUUCUACAAUAUAGUUUUUUCAAUGGGAGAUUUGUGCUUGAAUGAAGAGUAUACUAAAAGUCUCAGAGCAAGGUAUACUUGGAAGGAACAAGCAUUACUAGUAGUAGUUGUGUUUAUUUUACAAACCAGAGGUUUAGUUCCUAAAUACUGUUUAGGAAAAGCAAUUUAAUGUGUGUAUUUUCAUUUUUGGCAAUUACACUCAGUUAAGGUGGAGGGGUGUAGAGAAGGGGUAGAACUAUCUGAUUGUCAUGUUUCAUAAUAUAAUAAUCCAUACUUAAUUUGGAUCCUUGUUAAGCACAAGUUAGUUAAUGGUCUCACUUCCAUAGAGGCAAAGCUUGCCAUAAUAAAAUAUUGCAAUAUUCAUUUUCAUAACUAAUUUCUUCCAAAAUAUUUGGAUCUGUUGAAUAGAAUCUGUUCUAAUAACUUUUAUGUUUUCAUGCUAACCAUUUUGUACUAACUCCAGUUUCUUUUUAAAGCAAUUUUGACUGGGCCAACUAAUUAUAACCAUAUGAUUAAUUGUAUUGCAGCUUCAAUGAGAUACCAGCAAGUCUUGCACAGUUGUAUCAAUAAUUGUCUCUGAAUAUGAACUAAAGUUCUAAUAUCAUGGCAAAAUAUCAAAUCCACCUUUUUAUGUUUUUAACUAUCUGUAGUUAAAAAGUGAAGUUUGAAUCCACUUAAUGCCUCUUUGUUGUGCCUCACUGACCUCUUGGAAACUUUAGAAUAAUCAUCUUUAUAUCACUUACUAUUUCACCUGUGGUUUGUGUGUUUGAUUCUGAUGUUUCAAACAUAUGUUGUCAGAAUUCUAAGAGAUGAAUACCUAAAGUUUUUAGCUUUGUAAUUCAGUCAGAUUGAAUCUGACUUGAAAGUCAUAAAUUGAAAGUGCUUAAUUUGACCAUCAACUUUCAACCAAAAUACAAUUCAAAGCCCACUUGUGAUUCAUAUUUGUUGUUGGAAGGAGUCCAUGAUCAAUUGUUUGACUAGUUCCCUUCAUUUAUUAAAGGGUGCAAUGCUAUGGAAUAUUGUUUUUCUUUAAUUUGCGGCUUCAGGUUGCAUGUAACUUCUACCUUUUUUUAUUCCAAUUUGUAGAAGAGAUUGAGAUCCUGGUAGUGCAUUAGUUCAAAUCGGAAUGUACAGUGAGCUGGCUGAUCUAGCAAUGGUUUUAAUACUACCUCUUGUAUAUGAGGAUGUCGGUCCUUUUAACAACUGUGUCAAUUUGUGAAGUACUACUUGAAACUAAUGCAGAAGUUUGUUUAAUAUUAGAGGUAGAAGCACUUUCUGUGCCAAUUCCAGACGAGUCUGUUAUUUCCGGGUUCAGACAGUAACUGAAUCAUGAAUUCAUGCAAAUGUAACUUUUUUAUUGAUUUUUAGCUGCUGAUGUAAUUAUUGUAACAUUUUUGUUAGGGAUGUCAAUGAAUUAUAUCUUAAGCUAAUAUUAAGUGUUGCUAUUUACAAUUUAAUUUUGCUUUCCUCUCCAUCUACUCAGUUAAAUUGCCAGUAAUGUGAUUGUGUCUUAAACACUUAAUUGGUGUGGAGCAUUGAUGUGUGAACAUCCUCAUGGCUUUCAGUUGUUAUGGGUACACAUUAUUUGAUUAAUUCUCAAGAGGCUGUUAUUUUGUACAGAAAUAUCUAAAUACAACUUUGCUGUUAAUGAAAAAUAAACUCUUCUCCUAUUAUGAAUUAAUGCAUGGUUAAGUUGGUUAGAUAUGUACAAUGAAUGCUGACUUGGAAUAAUUGCAGAUAUUUGAUAGUGUAAAUAGGUUCUUAUGUUGUAUAGUGGUUCUCAAUGUCAGAAAAUGAGUUGUGGUGAAGUGACCACAGAACUUAUGUGCCUCCCUUGUAUCACUGGAUUUUGCAAUUUUUUUUAUAUUCCUAGUAAUAUCCUGCAAAAAGUACAAUACCUUCCCCCUGCUUCAGUUAAAAGCUUUUAAGUAGAAGUUCAAUCAAACCGCUUCUAUGGAGAAAGUAGUGAACAUUCUUGUACACUAAGGUGACUUGUGGUUUUCUUGAUGAAAGUUAAAGUUUAGUAUUUCCACUUGCAUAUCUUACUAGCUUUUUUUGUAAGAAGUGUCAGUGGCUGCAGUUUUUUUUUAACCAUUUUAAGAUUUUGAUAUUUCUUGCAGGCAUUAUUCUCCUUGGCCUUUGCCAUGUAAUUUCAUAGUGGUAAAAACAGAACAGCUUAACAAUCUUGUCACUUUUUUUUUCUUUUUAAGUAGCAGUGGCAGUCUAGGUUUUCUAGAACACUUAAUCCAAAUGUUGGAUACGAGGGGCUGAUGGUCAAAUUUUGGCUUUGUUUACAUCCCUCUCUCUACCACAAAUAGUUUAACUGUUUAUUAGCACUAAAACCUGUAAGCAUCUUAUGUAAUUAAUGCAAAAACCUUUUGUUUUUUUGGGUUUUGGGUCCAGGGUGCAUGGUUACUCCAGAUUCCAUUAGUACCAAAGGUCCUGUAUAAUGAAAAUGAUAAAUUAUUUCCAUUCAAACUGAAACAAUUAAACCUUAACAAAUUUAUACUAGAUUGUGAAGUGCUUUUCACACCUGCCAUUGUAGUGUACUGUUAAUUCAAUUUGCACAUUGAUCUUGUUUACAAGUUAAUACCACAAUACAGCUGUGUAGAAAUCUGUUUUCUAUCCUUUUGAAAGCCGAUUUUAUUCAAAUAGUUAACCCAUUUUGCUGCUCAAUUGCUGACAUUUUUAAAUUUGGGAAUGAUGUUUGUUUGUUUGUUUGUUUGUUUGUUUUUGUUUGUUUAAUUAACUUAAUUGUGUGCAUGUUGUAUAAUUCAGAAGCCUGAAUACAGCUUAAUUUGUGAUAUUAUUUAAAUUGAUAUUUAAUGUCUUAUGCAGGCAAUUAAAUUCAGAUUAUUCAGAUUAUAUCUGUCUCUGUUAGAUGUAUUCGGUAAUAUUUUGCUGCCUUGAGUUUGCUUCUGAAACUGAUUGUUCAAGGCUGCUCGUUUUUGUUUCUUUGUUCCUCAGUAAAUUAAUUUAAAGAAUAAGUGGGAUAUGAAAAGAAGAGAUGGACGUUCUCAUAAACCUUGGAUGAUAGUUAAAAGCACAUUUAAGCAGUUCGGGGUUUGUCUGUUUUGGGGAAAAAUCUGGUGAAAGGAAUAAUUUUCAAAAAUGCUAAACCAAAAUAUGAAUUUUCUUUCCUGUAAAUCUAAAAUGCCACAAUGUUAUAGUUUGCAGAUGCCAUUUCAGUUGGAGCUUAUUUUGGAGAACAUUGAGAAGACUGCAUAUAAUUUAAACACUUGUGAAUGUCUUAAAUUUUGAUCACUACCUGUUAACUGAGUGAUUUAACAAUAAAAGUGAAAUGAGCUUGUUAACUGGUUAUUAAAUCAAUUUAAAUGCAACUUUUCCAGUCAUCUUGUAAACAUAGCCUUGAAGAUGCACUUUGUCAGAAUUGAUUCAAAUUGUUUACUGCCAACCUUGGGUGUAUUAAGAGUUCUGUGAUUUUCAUACACUCUUCUCGUUAACUUUAGUAUAUCAACAGGUAACAAUUUCAUGCUUAUCAGGCAAUAAUUUUGAAAUCUUUUUUGAUUUUUAAAUCUCAUUUUAAUACUUUUAUUUUGAAUUGCUAAAAAUUGAAGGGAUUUUGGUUUGAACUUAGCUUUUGCAUUCCUCAUUGUGACAAUGCAGGAAAUGGUGGGUAUGCAAAAAUCUGUUUUCUUUGCAACUUGUCUGAGUUCUGGUCUCUGAUUUAACUGAAUUAAUUGCAUACAUAAUAUUUCAGAGAACCUUAUUUUGGACAGCCCUCCAAAUUUAAAGAAAAGUUAAAAUAAUUUAUCAGUAUUGCACCUUUUGUGAUAAUAAAUGACAGCUCUAAAGUACAUGCUUGGACUUUGGAAAGAAUGGAAUGUUAUACGUGAGUUGCCAGAAGUGACUUGGUUACAAAAAUCAAUAAAAUAAAUUGUCU
Molecule: messenger RNA, 5783 nt
Organism: Chiloscyllium plagiosum (whitespotted bambooshark)
Lineage: Eukaryota; Metazoa; Chordata; Chondrichthyes; Orectolobiformes; Hemiscylliidae
Gene: selenoi
Product: selenoprotein I
Biological process (GO): phosphatidylethanolamine biosynthetic process
Cellular component (GO): Golgi apparatus; endoplasmic reticulum membrane
Molecular function (GO): ethanolaminephosphotransferase activity
Source: RefSeq, a predicted model, not a curated record